Molecule: messenger RNA, 1800 nt
Organism: Ailuropoda melanoleuca (giant panda)
Lineage: Eukaryota; Metazoa; Chordata; Mammalia; Carnivora; Ursidae
Gene: PDCD1
Product: programmed cell death 1
Exons: 5
Coding region: 69-932 (287 amino acids)
Biological process (GO): positive regulation of T cell apoptotic process; negative regulation of immune response
Cellular component (GO): membrane; external side of plasma membrane
Source: RefSeq, a predicted model, not a curated record
UCCGCUCACACCUCUGCCGGAGCAGGGGAGGAGGAGACUGUCAGGCGAGGCCGGCUGGCGCUCUGGGCAUGGGGGCCCCGCGGGCGCCCUGGCCGCUGGUCUGGGCCGUGCUGCAGCUAGGCUGGUGGCCAGGAUGGCUCCUAGACUCCCCGGAAAGGCCCUGGAGCCCCCUCACCUUCUCCCCGGCGCAGCUCGCGGUGCACGAAGGGGAGAACGCCACCUUCACCUGCAGCCUGUCCAGCGUCCCUGAGAGCUUUGUGCUCAACUGGUACCGCAUGAGCCCCCGUAACCAGACGGACAAACUGGCCGCCUUCCAGGAGGACCGCAUCCAGCCCGGCCCCGACAGGCGCUUCCACGUCACGCGGCUGCCCAACGGGCGGGACUUCCACAUGAGCAUCGUGGCCACCCAGCUCAGCGACAGCGGCACCUACCUCUGCGGGGCCAUCUACCUGCCCCCCAACACGCAGAUCAACGAGAGUCCCCGCGCGGAGCUCACUGUGAAGGAGAGAAUCCUGGAGCCCCCCACAGAGAGCCCCAGCCCCCCACCGAGAAUCACUAACCAGUUACAGGGGUUGGUCAUUGGUAUCACGAGCGUGCUGGUGGGUGUCCCGCUGCUGCUGCUGGUGACCUGGGUCCUGGCCGCUGCCUUCCCCAGGGCCACUCGAGGGACCUGUGCCUGCGGAAGCGAGGACGCGCCUCUGGAAGGACCCUCUGCGGCACCCGUGUUCACCGUGGACUACGGGGAGCUGGACUUCCAGUGGCGAGAGAAGACGCCAGAGCCCUCCGCUCCCUGUGCCCCUGAACAGACAGAGUAUGCCACAAUUGUCUUCCCGAGCAGACCGGGGUCCCCGGGCCGCAGAGCCUCAGCCCACAGCCCGCAGGGACCCCAGCCUCUGAGCCCUGAGGAUGGACCAUGCCCCUGGCCCCUCUGACCGGCUUCCUCGGCCGGCCUGCGUCCUUCAGACCCUCCACCAGGAGCCCGGGCCGGCGCCUUCCCUGAAGGAGUGUGUAGUGGGGAGGCAGGGGGGCGGCCCAGGCGCUGAGCCGGGUAACCCGCCCUGCCUGCGCCAGCCCUGCUUGGCUCUCCUCUCUACUCCCAUGACCUGGGGGCAGGAGACGUCCCUGUCUGUGUGGCUGUGGUCGGGAAAGGAGAUUCGCGCAGGACCCCAGGCCCAGCGCCCUGAGCUGGUCUCUCCCCUGAUCUGCUGCUCUGUGCCUCCCACAUGUGCCUCCCGUGGGCUGUGAGGUCUCUGUGGCCGCCCACUGCCUCCCAGGGGAGCUAGCUAUCUGGACACGGGGGCACAGGGACACUGGUGGAGACCCUGCCUUGGAGUGGCCCGAUGAUGUGCCCCCAAAGCCAAGAGAUUCCUCGCACACCUGGAGGGGCCCGCACAUGGUCUGGGGGCCUCGUGCUCCUCCAGGCCUGGGAAAGAGCUCCUGGCAUGGCAGCGGCGGGGUGCCCAUGGGCCGCCCUCAUGCACGGCCCGGCCCACCCAGCAGCCCAGCGGGGGAGGGGAACAGGCAGAGCUGGAGUCGCUCCAGCAGAGGCCGUACUAGGGACCCCCGGGAGUUACCCUCCCCUUGGCGCCCAUGCACGGUGCUAUUUAAAGGGGCCUCAGCCCAGUGCACGGCAGGUGUGCCAUGGGGCAGCCUGGCCAGGGGCUCCCCGGGUGUCAGGGACUCGGGAGCGAUGUCCUGUCUUGGGUUCCACAAACACUUCAGAGCCCCUCACCUUGUUUUAUUAUAUUAUAAUUAAAUGAUGAUGAAAGCUCUAAGAGAAGCCCGAGUUCUCUCCUGCUC